AUGAAUACCUCGAGAGGCGACGCCGAAUCAGAACGUUCUAGUACAGCAAGUUCAACCUUAAGUGAGGAAAGUGAAAGGAACAUUGGGGCUACCACAAACAGCAAUAUAAGGUCGGAGGAUCUUUAUCUUUUGUGUUCGAAAGACUGGGCUAAAGAAGCGCGAAUUAAUUUGUCAGUACUCAGCGACAGACAGAAUUUCACAUACAACCUACUACUAAGUGAAUUUUCUGCCUUAGGCACUCUGGAGGACCAUAUACGGAGUUGGAGGAAACUGCUCAUGGUGGAUCGAAGUCGAGACAAAAUCGACGCAGGUUUGUUCGAAACCGAACUGAUAUCUGAUUUAUGUACUUUAUUGGAACAAAUGUUUUGUGAAAAACUCCAGUUAGAUAUGCAAUAUGAUCGAUUGGUUGACGAGAAUAUGUGGCUGAGCGAACAGCGAGACAUACUCAAAGAACGUCUGAACAAGCUGAACGACAACUUACGCGACGUCGAGGCUGAAAGGAAUGUACAACAGUUUAUCUAUAAGAUGCGCCACAGAGAGCAAGAAGCGCCCCAGACAAAGUUACAGCUGAUGGAACAUGAAGUGGAUGAAAGUGGCUGCAUUUCCGAGUUGAUAUCCACCGAAAUGAAAGGUGUAUAUCAGUUGGCAGUGAAGUACAUCGCAGAGGGGCGUCUAGACGUGGCUGUUGCCAUGUGUACAAAACUACUGCGUGAUCCAUCCAGAACCCAUCGUCUGAGUCCGUUUGACCAUGGAGUCAUAAAUUUCCUUCUGGGGAUCAUACUUGGUCAGAAGGGUAGACUAAAGGAAUCGAUGACUAAUAUGGAAGAUGCGUUAGAAACUUUCGAGAUGGAGGUAGGCUGUGAACAUCCAUGUUUGAGUGGUGUACUUGCACGGUUGGCAGAGGGAAGUUUGGAAAUGAAUAACUACAAGGAGGCGGAAAACUACCUGCAAAGAGCCCUGACUAUCAAACGAAAGUCGCUUGGUGAAAACCACGAUGAAGUAAUCAAAAUGCAAGUGGAUCUAUGUAAGGCCUUAGUUCAGUCAGAGAAGAACCAGGAAGCAGUCGAUCUCAGCCAACGGACUCUGAAUAUCUUGAUGACGAAGUAUCAGCCAAACGAUCCCAUGGUGAUAAAAACUAAGACGCUACUGAGUAGGGCUCAGUUUAACCUGAACCAGAUAGAUGAGUCUCAUGACAGAGUAAAAUCAGUGCUAAAGGAGUGUUUUGCCAGAUCAGAGGGGCGAACAGUUGUUGACCUGAUGGAAGCUCCACCGAUGGAAAAGCAACUGACUCAGAUAGAUUUGUGUAGUUUAUAUGACAGACUGGAAAACAAACAAGAGGUGGAUUUACUGCAAUUGCUACGAGAUAUCUACAAGGCACAGGGAAACCAGGAGGCUUUUACACAACUUGGUUAUCUAUUGGAUAUUCGUCUUUAA
Messenger RNA from Opisthorchis viverrini, 1434 nucleotides. RefSeq lists its product as hypothetical. Gene Ontology annotation, cellular component: kinesin complex; membrane-bounded organelle; cytoplasm. Gene Ontology annotation, biological process: microtubule-based movement. Bases 1 to 1434 code for a protein of 477 amino acids. Gene Ontology annotation, molecular function: kinesin binding. NCBI's taxonomy places the organism in Eukaryota, Metazoa, Platyhelminthes, Trematoda, Opisthorchiida, Opisthorchiidae. The record is from RefSeq and is a predicted model, not a curated record. The transcript has a single exon.